Molecule: messenger RNA, 3387 nt
Organism: Octodon degus (degu)
Lineage: Eukaryota; Metazoa; Chordata; Mammalia; Rodentia; Octodontidae
Gene: Gmnn
Product: geminin, DNA replication inhibitor
Exons: 7
Coding region: 229-858 (209 amino acids)
Biological process (GO): negative regulation of cell cycle; negative regulation of DNA replication
Cellular component (GO): nucleus
Source: RefSeq, a predicted model, not a curated record
GGGCGAUCUGACCUGUACUUCUGCGAUAUGGGGGGCGGGGAGGUCUGCACUUUUAGCUUCGGGGCAAGGACACGGGAUGCCGCAUCUCAGUUAAAAGGAUAGGGCUUUGGAGACAGAUGCUGGUUUUUCCUGUAUCCAGCGCUUCUUUUGGACACCGGCCCAUGCUAGAGAUCCUCCCCCUUCGGAACCAGGGAUUGAACUCAGGCCCUUGCGCUUGCAAGGUGUAUCAUGAAUCCCAGUAUGAAGCAGAAACAAGAAGAAAUCCAAGAAAAUGUAAAGAAUAAGCCUGCGCCAAGAAGAACUCUGAAGAUGAUUCAGCCUUCUGCAGCUGGAUCUCUUGUUGGAAGAGAAAAUGAGUUGCCUAAAGGCUUAUCCAAAAGGAAACAUUCAAAUGACCAGUUAACACCUAAGACUUCAAGCUCUGGAGCAGUUAUUGACCCAGAAUCUGAUGAAAAUAAGAAUCAUGGAGGAGUCACCCAAGAAGCAUUUGAUCUUAUGAUUAAAGAAAAUCCAUCUUCUCAAUAUUGGAAAGAAGUGGCAGAAAAACGAAGGAAAGCUCUCUAUGAAGCCCUUAAGGAAAAUGAGAAACUUCAUAAAGAAAUUGAACAAAAAGACAAUGAAAUUGCCCAUCUGAGAAAGGAGAAUAAAGAAUUGGCAGAAGUAGCAGAACACGUACAGUAUAUGGCAGAGGUGAUCGAGAGACUGUCUCGUGAACCUCUGCAUAGCUCUGAAUCAUCUGACAGCCAGGAAUUUGAUUUUGGAGAGGAAAUUGCUGAGGAUUCUGAAGUGGAAGACUCAGAGAGUGCCGCAUGUGAAGAAACCGUUUCUUCUUCUACAGAUGCAGAGCCAAGUACAUGAAGUUCAUGAGUAUUUGACUCAAGAAAUACACUGCCAAUGCUUAUUACCUCCAUUUCAGUUCUGUGUAGCAGUGCAAAUAACUACAUAACGGAAAUGCUGGAAUCACGUUUCUUUGACUACUGGGACCUGAAUAUUGUAUUCAAAUACUAUAUAUUUUUAAUCUGUGUUUUAUGUAAAUAAUAGUUUUACUCAGUUGUCAGGUAUGACUUACGUAUAUGGUACGAUAAAUAAACUUGAGUUUCCUAUCUUGAAAGAAUGAAGUAUGAGAAGUCUACAGAAAACGCCUAUUUCUAGCCUGUUACACUGUUUGCUUUCUGUUGCUGCCUUGGAAAACAUGAGGGGAAGAUGAAUUUGUCCCAUUUAGACUGAGAUAGCUGAAGUUUCAACUCUCCACUCAAACCUGGUUGUAUCUCAGAUGUACUGUAUUAGAGACUUUCAGACCCCAUUCUCAAAUAUUCCUACUGAGUAGUUUUUUUUUUUUUUUUUUGUGGAACCGGGGAUUGACUGGGUAGGUUUUGGACCAGAGCAUGGCAACCUGUUUUCCACAAGUUUCCCCAAGUGGAUCUGAUUACUGCAGGAAAGGCUUGACUGACUGGUGUUAUUUGUGGAAAUGAUUGAUGAUAGGGACAGUACUUUUAGAAACAAAGUUGGGAGAGGUGGUGAAAAUCCGGUGGAGAAACAGUACCAGGUUAUACAACUGCUGUUUACAUAUAGAAAAAUAAGAGUAGGUUGAGAUUAAUGAGGGAUUUUGUAUGCAUACUUUGUUUUGAAGGAAAGAACAAUUAAGGACAUCGUUUGCAAAGUUUAUGGCAUUGGUAUUACAUACAUUUUCAGUGGAUCCUUGUUAGGACCAGCCUGAGAUACUAGCAACUUGGGUUAUGACGAGAACUUGUGACCAAAGUCUUGAGGAGUUAUGACCUGAAUGUUGGCCACUUCUGCUUCCAGGUGGUCUCAGAUAGAUUUAACCCUUAAAGAGUUCUGUAAGGAACAUCACAACCUCCUUCCCUGUGUAUGGUUAAUUGUGAAAUACAGGGCCAGUGUCUCUAAGGACACUGAGAACUGCCUGUGUACAGGAGGGAAAGCUUGAAAGCUGUGUAGAGGAGCCUAGGCCAGCCUUGACAACUUGAGUUAAACCAGCCCUGGGGAACGCAUUGAGUUUGUGAAUCAAGGGUCCACUGUUGUGAUAAGUAUACUAGUAGUUUUGUAUAAAUUAAUAAAAGCAAUACCACGCUUUACAGAUUGCUUUUUAGAUGUUCCUGUAUAGAACCUCAUGUGAUGUGCAGUCUUGAGAUAGAGCACACCUCAGUGUUACAAGGAUUAAGACCUUGUAGUAAAGUACUUCUCAGCCUUUUACCUGAACUAUAGUAAGAAAUAGAAGCUGUUACUAAUACCACCUUGUCCAGUAGCACUUUUGAAGUAUUAGAAAUAUGUGCUGUCCAGUACAGUAGACACUACUGAGCACUUGAAAUAUCAUUGUAAAUGAGGACUGUGAACUUUAUAUUUAAGGGGGCAGGCCAAAUAGCUCAGUGGAUUAAAGCUCCUGCAAGCAGGCACAGGGGCCGGGGGUUCAAUCCCUGGGGCCUGCCAUGCCGGCCCAACCCCCAGGGGUAUGGGGCUGGUUAUAUAAACUUACUCUGCCCUCCAGUGGAGUGCUCUCAAGAGCACGAAUGAAUAAACUUUAUGUAGAAGUAAAUCUGAGAUGACUGGUUUGUAUAGCUACUACUAUGUGUUAAGGGCCAAGAUACAUAUACAUAUAUAUAUAUAUAUGCACGUAUGCAUAUUGUAUAUUGUAUGUAGAUAGCCUCUGGGAAGAGCAGCGUUGUUUUUGCUUUUUGCUCUUAGCACUAGUUUUUACAUUUUUAGUGGGUCACAUGUUUGCUUUUCUGUAUCUAAUAUUUUCUUCCUACAUAUGUAGCUCCUGGCUUUAGUGGGGUUGAUUUACCUGACUUGUGACUUCUGAAAAAUGCUAUGUGUGUGGCUCAGCUCUUCCCUUACUUUGAGGAAUGGGGCUGGUAUUGCUCUUUUCUGCUGCUCUUGGCCCAAGGAUAGACUGAAGUCAAAUUAUUGAUUAAAUGUAAAGACACUAUUUGGGCAUGCAGGUUCUCAAAUUCUUACCUCCUGUGUCUUUCUUGGUACAGUUCUAGAAAAUCUCCAUAUUCAGUUGUAAGGAUGAACCACAGAGAGGCAGGAGAGUGUACAAGAUACAUGAGCUGCAGCAUGGAGUUGUGAUGGGGGAGGGUGUGGAUAUUGAAGAAAAUCCUUAAAUAAUAUAGAGUCCAAAAAUAUGCAUACUUUAGGAAAAAAAAUAGUGUAUAUUUUCAACAAAUGGUGUUACCCUCCUAUGGGGGAUACUAGAGGAAGUCUUGUAUCACAGAAAAGCCACUGCCCCUGGGUCCCUUGAAGAAAUUCAAAAUUAAUGUGCAUCGGUCUCAAUGGCCAAGGUUACCCCAGCAGUUAAUUUUGCUAAUUAAUGUCAAAAGCUAAUGGCCAACACUUUGAGCACCUCCUGUAAUUGUAGAGGUCAAGGUU